CGAUGUUCUUGCUGCAUCGAGAGGAGAACGAGCGCGAAUCCAACAAAUGGAACCGGAUAAAAGGGGCGCGUGCCACCGCUGCUCAGUUCUAGGAGGACCGGAGGAGGACCGGAGCAACGGGAGUGGAGUCAGAGAGCGGACAGCCCGCAGCCGUGGUACUGGUGAAGCUGCCUAGAGCAGGAAGGAGCAGCCUUACAGAGGCGAUUGGACUAAUAAAGUCUCCUUGAGCAUCCGUCAUGCUGAAGAGGAGCUGGAGUGCUCAGGGGGGUACACCAAGUGACGAGAAUCCGGAUCCUCUUGUGGGACAGUUUUCCUCAGGCUGCACCCUCGGGGUGGAGGCGUGCAAAGUUCACCGGCGGUUCUCUGGCAACCUGCAGCUGCCUCCGUUGUCAUGGCGACAAGCAGAGACGGAGAGAGACCGGGGUAGGCCUCUGACGCCGGAGGAGGACCCCGUGACUCGGUCCCGACCAACGAGCCUGCCCAUUGUGUCCCUGCCUCGCAUCGACAUCACACAGGCGGACUCAGACAGCUUGGAGGUUGAGAAUGCCCCCCCUCUGUGCUGCAGCCCCUCAGACCUGCAGGCGUCCCCCGGGUCGGGUCUGGUCCUGCAUCCCAACAUGGCCAACCACAGCCAGCGCAGAGAGUCCUUCCUCUACCGCUCUGACAGCGACUACGAGCUGUCACCCAAGUCUCUAUCUCGAAACUCCUCCAUCGUUGGAGAGCUACACAGCGAGGACCUGAUUGUGACUCCGUUUGCUCAGGUUCUGGCGAGCCUUCGGACUGUCAGGAACAACUUCACCACUCUGACCAAUGUUCAGUGUGCAUCCACUAAAAGGUCUCCUGCUGCUAAUCAACCCUGCGUCACCAAAGUGUGCCUGUCAGAUGAGUCCUACCAGAAGCUGGCUAUGGAGACAAUGGAAGAGCUGGACUGGUGUCUGGACCAGCUGGAGACCAUUCAGACCUACCGCUCUGUCAGCGAGAUGGCUUCAAACAAGUUCAAAAGGAUUCUGAACCGGGAGCUGAGCCACCUGUCUGAAAUGAGUCGCUCAGGCAACCAAGUGUCAGAGUACAUCUCCAACACCUUCCUAGACAAGCAGAACGAGCUGGAGCUCCCCUGUCCAGUUCAGAAGUCCAGAGAAAGGAAGAGGAGGCAGGGCCCCCAGCAGCAGCAGCAGGUUGGGAUGAUGACUCAGAUCAGCGGGGUUAAAAAGGUCAACCACAACUCUGGGAGCAGUGGGAAUCGCUUCGGAGUCAAGACCGACCAGGAGGAGCAGCUCUCAAAGGACCUAGAGGACAUCAAUAAAUGGGGACUGAAUAUCUUCCAAGUGGCGGAGCAUUCCCACAACCGACCGCUCACCUGCACCAUGUACUCCAUUUUUCAGGAGCGAGACCUCAUGAGGACGUUCAAGAUUCCAGCGGACACCUUUGUGACGUUCAUGCUGACCCUGGAGGACCACUACCACUCUGACGUGGCCUAUCACAACAGCCUGCACGCCGCCGACGUGGCCCAGUCCACACACAUCCUGCUGUCCACGCCUGCACUAGAUGCGGUCUUCACUGAUCUGGAGAUCUUGGCAGCCAUUUUUGCCGCAGCCAUUCACGACGUGGACCACCCAGGAGUGUCCAACCAGUUCCUCAUCAAUACCAACUCUGAGCUGGCUCUGAUGUACAAUGAUGAGUCAGUGCUGGAGAACCACCACCUGGCUGUGGGCUUCAAGCUGCUGCAGGAGGAAAACUGCGACAUCUUCCAAAACCUAAACAAGAAGCAGAAACAGACCCUGCGAAGGAUGGUUAUAGACAUGGUUCUUGCAACUGACAUGUCAAAGCACAUGAACCUCCUGGCUAAUUUAAAAACCAUGGUGGAAACCAAGAAGGUGACGAGCUCUGGUGUUCUGCUGCUGGACAGCUACACCGACAGGAUGCAGGUUCUGUGUAACAUGGUUCACUGUGCAGACCUGAGUAACCCCACCAAGCCUCUGGACCUGUACCGGCAGUGGACCGACAGGAUCAUGGACGAGUUCUUCCACCAGGGAGACAGAGAGCGGGAGAAGGGGAUGGAGAUCAGUCCCAUGUGUGACAAACACACCGCUUCAGUAGAGAGAACUCAGGUGAGCUUCAUAGAUUACAUCGUCCAUCCUCUGUGGGAGACGUGGGCUGACCUGGUCCAUCCUGAUGCGCAGGACAUCCUGGAUACUCUCGAAUUCAACAGGAACUGGUACCAAAGCAUGAUCCCUCAGAGCCCCUCCCCUCCCUUCUACACCAGUGAUGGAGAGGGUGGUGCCAACGGCGAUGGCGAGGGGGGGCCUGUAACCAGUAAAUUCAACUUUGACAUGACGUUGAGCGACCAGGAGGAUCAAGGGGGACUCAGACACAGUGGCGUGAUGGACGUGGCUGUCGGAUGUGAUCUGAAGAUCAGAGACCAUCCGUCUGGUGGGGACAGGGUGGCCAUGACGACAUGUGAUGCGUCCGCUGCAGAAACAUAGUUGAACUGGUGGAAGAGGAGCAGUUUAGCUGAAUUUGUUUAAUUGCAGUGGAGCCAUCCUGCAAUGGGCUGCUUGAAGCUGCCUGGUGAAGGCCUGUCUGGAUGUGGGGGGACGGCUUGGGAAGCAGGUUGUUUGUUUCUGAGCCCGGCUGGAAGACGCUGCAGGAGUCGUCUUUAAACGAGGGCCCGCGGAGGCGCGGCCGUGUCCGAGUCUGAUGGUGUGACUCUACAAACUGGAAACGUGCACUCGAGAACAUUUUGUCUUCGUGUAGAAACAUCUGCAUCAUCUCCAGACUGGAUAAGGCAACCCAGACCUACUGGUUUAGUGGUUCUUGUUUUCUUGGUUUUUACACUUGUUCAAAACCGAAAGAGACUAAAAGAUGUGUGCCUUUUAUUUGAUUUUUGUACAACCAUGUCUUUUGUAAGUAUUUUUAUAAUUUAUUUAACACAUUCAUGUAGCUGUCAAACACAUAGAGAGUCUCGCAGUCUUCCUGACCUUCUGGCAAUAGCAUCAGCACCCUGACUGAGGCGUUCAGUGGAUGUUUGGUAAAAAUCGGACGACUUCCCAGCACAAUUUGCACUUUGAGGCACACUGUAAAGAGGAGCAUGGGGGGGGGGAGACAUUUAAACCAAAUAAGCUUUUAUUAAACCAAUAAUUCAUCCUGCAGAAAGUUAUAUAACUUUGUGAUGACAUUUAUGUCCAAAAACCUCCUCAGACUCUGUAAGAAGACUGCGUUUCGACGACUUUACCGGAAGUGCGAUCACACUGAUGGUGUUAAAACUCCUAGUUCAGCCUGAUCCAUCAGAGCUGAUCCAGACACCGAUUACUGCCGUCUGACUUCACGUAACGAUAAAGUUUGAGAUCCUUUCGCUUUGUCCGUUGAGCUCUCCCGUAAAGCCUCUUUGUGAUUCCCCCUCCUUCAUCACACCUGUUGUGGUUAAGCAGCAUGCCAUUCUUCUGAACAGGCUCUCAGUCGUGACUCAGCCUGAGCUGUGGACGACCGGGGCUGAGUGGAACAAAGAAACGCGUUCGUGGUGGAACAUCUGUAGUUUUUAAUCGCAGCACCUUGAAUAUCUCCACAGACCUGCAGCUGGUUGCAGAUCUGCUCAACCCUUCCUGAUAGGUACCCCGAGGUGUGUGUGUGUGUGUGUGUGUGCGUGCGUGCGUGUGUGUGUGUGUGUGUGUGGUCACAGAACCACACAAUCCCAUUGCACCAAGCUGUGUUGUGGCGACACUACCAGUGUAUUUAUUACCUUGUAUAGAAUCCUGAUUGCUAAUAUUCUCUGUAUAUUGGUUAUUUAUGAGCACUGCCACACUCGUCUGGUGGUUGUAUUUACUAAAGGUAUUUUGCUAUGAGAUGUUGGGUUGUUAGCUUUGGCGUUGCCGUCGGAGACGUUUGUACACCUGACCUACGAGGUGCCGCGGCGGGUUUUCUAGAAGCUGGAGGUGGCGGCUGCAGCCUGUCGUGUACGGUGACAGGUAAUUGUACAGCUGUAGGGGUAUUUGCUGAAAUAUUUAGCAUUGUUUCAAAUGUAUCUUUUUCAGUGUUUUCCUCACAGUACAUUGUUACAAUCGUGUAUGUUGUGUUCAACAAAUGUUUUCUAUCUGGUUAUUAAAAUGGGCAUGUGUAAGAGAA
Nothobranchius furzeri (turquoise killifish) is the source of this 4119-nucleotide messenger RNA. RefSeq names its product 3',5'-cyclic-AMP phosphodiesterase 4B. Gene Ontology annotation, biological process: signal transduction. The record is from RefSeq and is a predicted model, not a curated record. Gene Ontology annotation, molecular function: 3',5'-cyclic-AMP phosphodiesterase activity; transmembrane transporter binding. Lineage: Eukaryota; Metazoa; Chordata; Actinopteri; Cyprinodontiformes; Nothobranchiidae. Gene Ontology annotation, cellular component: cytosol; perinuclear region of cytoplasm; nucleus.